Quercus robur (English oak) is the source of this 3873-nucleotide messenger RNA. RefSeq lists its product as uncharacterized. Lineage: Eukaryota; Viridiplantae; Streptophyta; Magnoliopsida; Fagales; Fagaceae. Gene Ontology annotation, molecular function: RNA-DNA hybrid ribonuclease activity; nucleic acid binding. The record is from RefSeq and is a predicted model, not a curated record. The coding region runs from base 1 to 3873 and encodes 1290 amino acids. The transcript is spliced from 4 exons.
AUGGAGAAAAUUAAAAACAGGAUAGGUUUUGCAAAUGGCCUUAUUGUUCCUAGUAGAGGUCGUAGUGGUGGUGUGGCCCUGUUAUGGACUCGAGAAGUUAACCUGGAUAUCAAUAGUUAUUCGGGAAGCCAUAUUGAUGCUAUUUUCAAGGAGUCUGAAGGCAAUUUUCAGUGGAGGAUUACGGGAUUUUACGGUCAUCUGGACACUCACCGAAGGUAUGAAUCUUGGCGCCUUCUUGCUUUUUUACACAGUCAGUUCCAACUUCCAUGGCUAUGCCUGGGGGAUUUCAAUGAAAUAUUAUCAGUUAAUGAAAAAGUUGGGGGCAUCACUCGUCCCCAGCAACAAAUGAAGAGUUUUAGAAAUGUUGUGAACUUUUGUAGCUUUCUGGACUUAGGUUAUGUGGGAAUUGAUUUUACUUGGUGUAAUAUGCAAGAGGGGGAGAAUAGAAUUCAGUUUAGAAUAGAUAGAGCUCUAGCUAACAUUGAGUGGAUUGGGAAUUUUGAAGGAGUGAGAGUUUACCACCUCGUGGACUCAACCUCUGACCAUUGUGCUUUGUUUUUUACUAACUCUCCACCCCAACAUGUUUCCAACGCCAAAUGCUUCCAUUUUGAAGCCCUGUGGUCAAAAAAUGAGGAGUGCAGAAACAUUAUCGAAUCAUCUUGGGGGAUGGGGGUGGACUUGAGUACACCGGAAGGUUUUAUGCAAGAUAAAAAUGGAGAGAUGAGUGGCAAAAUUAGAAAUCUAAGAAGGGAGUUGAAUGAGCUGUUAGAGGAUGAAGAAUUAUAUUGGGGUCAAAGAGCCAAGACACAUUGGUUAAAGGAGGGAGAUAGGAACACAAAAUUCUUUCAUGCCUAUGCCUCGGAAAGGUGUAAGCAAAAUACAAUUUUGGGUCUUUGGGAUGAUCAUGGCCGGUGGUGUGAGGAAAAGGAUUCUAUUGCCCGGGCUGCUGUCGGCUAUUUUGAAACCAUCUACUCCACUUCUUUCCCCACUCGGGUUGAAAACAUGGUUGAGGCCAUCCCUACAAAGGUGACUGAGGAUAUGAAUGAGAGUUUAGCUCGUGUUUUUACUAGAGAAGAAGUGGCCACGGCUCUCAAGCAAAUUCAUCCCACCAAAGCCCCCGGGCCUGACGGUAUGUCCGCUAUUUUUUAUCAUAAAUAUUGGGGUAUUGUUGGGAAUAGUGUCACAAAUUUGGUCCUGAAUGUCUUUAAUAAUAACCUGUCCAUGACUGAAAUCAAUAAAACCAACAUUUCCCUCAUCCCAAAAACCAACUGCCCAAAGAAAAUGACUGACUUUAGACCCAUAAGUUUAUGCAACGUAAUUUACAAGCUUAUUUCCAAAAUAUUGGCCAACAGACUAAAAAACCUUCUCCCUCUUAUUAUCUCCGAGAAUCAAAGCACUUUUACCCCGGACCGCCUCAUCACGGACAAUGUGUUGGUGGCUUUCGAAUUAAUGCAUUAUUUAAAUCACAAAUCAGUGGGGAAAGAGGGGUUUAUGGCAGUCAAACUUGAUAUGAGCAAAGCUUUUGAUAGGGUGGAGUGGGGCUUCAUUAAACGGGUUAUGGAAAAACUUGGCUUCUGCACAAAAUGGGUGAGCCUUAUUAUGCAGUGCAUCACAUCAGUCUCCUAUUCAGUCCUAAUCAAUGGGGCGGCCUAUGGGAACAUUAUUCCCUCUAGGGGUCUAAGACAAGGCGACCCCCUCUCUCCUAGCCUUUUCCUCCUCUGUGCCGAGGGACUCUCGGCCAUUAUCCAUGAGGCAGCUAGAAACCACCUCCUCACUGGCAUCUCUAUUUCUCGGAAUUGUCUUAACAUUACUCAUCUCUUCUUUGCAGAUGAUAGCAUCCUAUUCUGUAAAGCAAAAAUCGAAGAGUGCCAAGAGCUUAAGCAAAUUUUCCAAAGGUACGAAGAUGCUUCUGGCCAGAAAAUUAACACCGAUAAAUCCUCGGUGUUUUUCAACCCAAACAUUCAUCAGGAUUUGAAAGAGUCAAUCUUUUCCAUUUUGGGGCCGAUGCAAGAUUCAAAGCAUCCCAAGUACCUUGGCCUUCCGUCUUUCAUCGAAAGAUCAAAGAAACAAGUCUUUUCCAUUCUUAAGAAGCGGGUUGGACAAAAGCUUGCGGGGUGGAAGGGGAAGUUGCUCUCCAUGGGUGGUAAGGAAAUUCUUAUUAAGGUAGUAGCCCAAGCUAUCCCCACCUACACCAUGAGCUGUUUUCAGCUCCUUCAGGGCCUAUGUGAGGAUCUGGAAAGCAUGACGAGGAACUUUUGGUGGGGCCAAAAGCAUCAUGAACCAAAGAUGGCUUGGGUUGGUUGGAAACAAAUGUGCUAUCCUAAGUCCAAGGGUGGCCUGGGCUUUCGAAACUUGCAAGCUUUUAAUCUAGCAAUGCUAGCAAAGCAAGCCUGGAGAAUCCUUACAAAUCCAACUUCUCUCAUUGCCCAGGUCCUCAAAGCGCGUUACUUUCCUUCAGGUGACAUCCUCAGUGCAACACUUGGCUCUAGUCCUUCCUACUCCUGGCGAAGCAUUUUUAAUAGUGUGGAAGUCAUUCGAAAGGGAACUAGAUGGAGAGUGGGCAAUGGCAAACAAAUUCACAUAUGGGAUGAUAAAUGGCUCCCCACCCCCACCACACACAAAGUCAUCACCCCCACUAAUAACCUUCUAACCUUCCCCAUGGUCUCUUCCCUCAUUGACCCGGCCAUAAAAUGGUGGAGAGCUGAUGUCAUUCACGCAACCUUCCUCCCAUUUGAAGCAGACAUAAUUCUAAGGAUUCCCGUUAGCCGAAGUUUGCCUGAGGACAAGCUAAUUUGGAUGGGAAACACUCGGGGUGAGUUCACUGUGAAGAGUGCUUACCAUAUUGCCCACUGUAUGAUUGAAGGAAAAGAUGACGUUGGUAGCUCUAUGGGGGAUCCUCUCAAGCCCCUUUGGAAGAGAUUGUGGCACCUCAACCUUCCUGCAAAGAUUAAGAUCUUUGCUUGGAGGGCCUGCUUUAAUGGGCUGCCUUCAAGGGAAAAAUUGUGUGCCAGAGGCAUUAACACAGCCAAAGACUGCCCAAUCUGUAACAAGGAGCUGGAAUCCGUUCACCAUGUUUUGCUUCACUGUGAGUUUGCAAUCCAGUUUGGAGUUUUUGGGCUGAUGUUGUUGGCUAGGAAUACCAUAGAAGAUUUCACUGAUGCAGCUUAUACAGACCUCUCCACCUCUAGACCGCUUCUUUCUAGUUGUUGGUCGCCUCCUCCUCCUGGUGUAUUUAAAAUAAAUGUGGAUGGGGCGUCAUCAGACCUUGAAGGAAUUUCUAGCAUUGGAGUCAUCAUUAGAGAUUGCAAGGGUGAAACAGUUGCUGCUCUUUGCAAACCCCUUCAGUCCCAUUACCCGGUGGAAUUAGUGGAAAUCAUUGCCUUGGAGCAAGGUAUCUUGCUUGCUCAAGAGUUGCAUCUUCCUUGUGUGAUGUGUGAAAGUGAUGCCUCUAAUGUGGUCAAUGCAAUCAAUGACUCUGCUACUGGGACUCCAUUUGGACACAUCAUACAGGAUAUUAUCCAAGCCCAAGCCUCCUUUGUUUUCUGCACUUUCAACUAUGCAGCCCACGAACUCGCUCAUUUUGCCCAUAGGACUGGUUCUCAUCAGGGUGACUCUCUUAUUAUGAUACAAGCUUUGUGUGAAUCUGCCCCAACACCAUCUUCAGUGGCUUCUUUGGUUUAUGGUAUUGCAGUUGUUGCUCAUGAUUUUAGGAGUGUGAACUUCUCCCAUGUCUGUUGUAAUGGAAAUAUUCCAGCUCAUUUGUUAGCUAAAUAUGCUUUACGCAUUGUUGAUUAUUGUGCUUGGAUUGAAGAGAGUCCUUGUUUUAUUGAAAAAGCUCUUCUCCAUGAUGUAUCUUUGGCUUCUACUAAUUAA